AUGAGGAUGAGAGAGAGAAAGAGAAGAGACAAAGUCAAUCCAAAAAGCUCUCAAAGGAAAUUAAAUUGGAUUCCAUCUUUUCGUACCUAUGAUGACUUCAACCAAAUGAUGCUACAGUUAUUAGAUGCCUUUAUGAUUACACUGAGCGCAGAUGGAGUGAUCAUUCAUGUGGCUGAAAACAUCUCUUCUCUUCUUGGACAUUUACCAGCUGAGAUUGUGGGCAAAAAAUUAUUAAGCCUUCUGCCUGAUGAAGAGAAAGAUGAAGUCUACCAAAAGAUUAUUCUCAGAUUUCCUUUGUUAAUCUCCGAAACACAUAUUGAAUUUUGCUGUCAUUUAAAAAGAGGAAAUGUUGAACAUGGUGAUAGUUCUGCUUACGAAUACGUGAAAUUUAUUGUGAAUGUAAGAGAUAUUUGUAAUGAGUCUACUGUGGUCUUUAGUGGCUUAUUUUCCAACCACCUCCGUGCUGACUUGUCUGCUGCAUGUAUUCCUCAGGAGGAUCGGUUUUACCUUGUGGGAAAUGUUUGCAUCCUCAGGACUCAGCUCCUGCGGCAACUUUACACUUCAAAGGCAGUCAGUGAUGAAGCUGAACUUAUACAAGAUUCACAUGAGGAACCUUUUGUGGGAGAGCUCAGUAGCUCUCAAGGUCAAAGAGGACAUACUAGCAUGGAAGUCGUGUAUGUUGAACCUGCUGCUGCUACCUCUGCUGCCGCUGCUGCUGCUAUCUCAGACGACCAAAUUGAUAUUGCAGAGGUUGAGCAGUAUGGACCACAAGAAAAUGUUCAUGUAAUGUUUGUAGAUUCUGAUUCAACUUAUUGCUCCAGCACAGUUUCCCUGUAUACUAUUCCUGAAUCUCCAGCCUUAUCCUUGCAGGACUUUCAAGUUGAGCCUGAGGUGAAUCCAUUGUACAGGGCAGACCCAGUGGACCUGGAGUUCUCAGUGGACCAGGAGGGCCCAAUGGACCAGCAGGACCCAGAGAACCCAGUGGACCUGUUAGACCAGGCAGGCCUGAUGGAUCCAGAGGACUCAGUGGACCUGGGGGCUGCUGGCGCAAGUGCUCAGGUACCUCUGAAACCAUCAUCACCAGUUGCCUACAACAUCAUUAGCCGGGAACUGGAACUGAUGAAGGAGUUGAAGGAGCAGCUAGAAGAGAGGACUCAGUUGCUCCAUGAUGCCAUCCAAAACCAACAGAAUGCAUUGGAAUUGAUGAUGGAUCAGCUUCAGAAGCAGCCAAGCACAUUAUGCCACAUUGUCAGUCCUGAUCUCCAAUCUUCAGAGGCAGUGCCCAAGAAACAACACACUGGGCAAGUGAAGUGGCCUCUCUCACAUCCCAAGGAGGUCAAGUGUUUCUGUGGUUUAUCUUUAUCCAAGUGUCUCAAAAACACUGGGGAACUUCAGGAGCCUUGUGUUGCCUUCAACCAGCAGCAACUGACGCAGCAAGAACAACACCUGAAGGAGCAGCAGCGGCAGCUACGAAAACAGCUGCAACAGCUGAGGGAGCAAAGGAAGGUGCAGAAGCAGAAGAAGAUGCAGGAGAAGAAGAUGCAGGAGAAGAAGAAGCUGCAGGAGCGGAAGAAGUGGCAGGGGCAGAUGCUGCAGAAAGAGCCAAAGGAGAAGCAGCAGAGUCAGCAGUUGCAAGAGCAGCCACUGAAGCAUAAUGUCAUCGUGGGGAAUCAGAGGGUGCAGAUAUGCCUGCAAAACCCAAGUGGCGUAUCUGUGCCCCUUUGCAAUAACCCUGUUAGACUUUUACAGACCCAACCCAUUGUUCCUAUCCAGAUAGUAGCUGAACAACAGUCCUCUGGCUUCUAUCAAGAUGAAAACUGGGGGCAACAGGAAGAUGAGAGUCAAAGUUUUUAUCCUGAGGCGUAUCAAGGGCCCCCCAUGAACCAGCUGCCAUGGAUAGAUACCUCAAACUCUAAGACAAUUUCUUCUUCCAGCAUUCCUCAGCCUCCCAUAACUUCAGACUCAACCAUAAGCACCCUGGAGACCCCAGAGGAUUACAUCCAGCUUUGGCAACAGCUGUCUGAUCCACUCCGUCCUGCUGUUGUCCAAGUGAAUACUUGGACUUGCGAUGAGCAGGGCAUCUUGCACAGACAACCCCCCUACCAUCAGGUGCAAGUUUCUGAGGUAGGAGUCGAGGGGCCUCCUGGUCCAUAG
This is a messenger RNA of Piliocolobus tephrosceles (Ugandan red Colobus), 2154 nucleotides long. It is a transcript of the gene PASD1, whose product is annotated as PAS domain containing repressor 1. Gene Ontology annotation, biological process: regulation of transcription by RNA polymerase II; negative regulation of DNA-templated transcription; circadian regulation of gene expression. The transcript has 15 exons. The record is from RefSeq and is a predicted model, not a curated record. Gene Ontology annotation, molecular function: DNA-binding transcription factor activity, RNA polymerase II-specific. Gene Ontology annotation, cellular component: CLOCK-BMAL transcription complex. Lineage: Eukaryota; Metazoa; Chordata; Mammalia; Primates; Cercopithecidae. The coding region runs from base 1 to 2154 and encodes 717 amino acids.